Molecule: messenger RNA, 1786 nt
Organism: Mytilus californianus (California mussel)
Lineage: Eukaryota; Metazoa; Mollusca; Bivalvia; Mytilida; Mytilidae
Product: MAM and LDL-receptor class A domain-containing protein 1-like
Exons: 8
Coding region: 90-1277 (395 amino acids)
Cellular component (GO): membrane
Source: RefSeq, a predicted model, not a curated record
UAUCACAGUGUUCAACGUUUCAUCCGUAUAAUACUUAUACAACUAGACACUAACAAUAUUUAAGUAAGUUUGAUUUAUAUUCUAACUGCAUGGCAGUAAACUAUAAAAAGUGUUUUCGAACUUAUGAAAAUGAAAAGUUUGACAGCAAAGUAACAGUUGUUACGGAUGAAGAUGAUGAUCAAUCAGAUUAUGAAGAAAUUGCCGAAUGUGUUGAUUAUCCGUCGGAGGAAAAAAAGAAUCAAAACAAAUAUACAGAUUGGAAUAAAUGUGAUGCAAGUAAAUCUACUAACUCAGAAAACAAGAGAAAAGGCAAUGGCGACAGAACUGAAGGGAAACAAGACUUUGACUUAAAACUACCUAGUAAACAGAAAGUGAAAAAUGUGAAAGUUGUAAGCAAAACAUGGAGAACCGCAUGUGUAUUAUCCGCCUUCCUUUGUGUUGGGCUAAUGUCAGUUGUUGCUGUACUAUUGUGGUUGAUGCUAUCAACGAAGGGGUCUCCUUGUGAUCAUGUGCAAUGUUUUCAUGAUGGAAAUUGUUCAGUUUCCAGAGACAUUGCUUUCUGCACUUGCCAUACAGAAUUUAAUGGAUUAAGAUGUGAAGGUACUCCAUGCGUUAACUUUAGCUGUGACAAUGGUGGGACGUGCUUUCUUGAUGAAUUUCAGCCAAAAUGUGCGUGCAAAAAUGGUUUCACUGGUGAAAAUUGUACAAUAACGCCAUGCUCAAAAUCCCCAUGUGAACACGCUGGGGCUUGUUCUGUGACAGGUUCGGAUUUUUCUUGCUCGUGUUUAAACGGAUUCACAGGAAUACAAGGUGAAAUUUAUGAAGCUGACUUUGAGAACAACAUGGGAUCCAUGUUUAUUCAGGAUCUCAGUGACGAACACAACUGGAUAGUACAUUCGAACUCAACACCUAGUAAAGCGACUGGUCCGUCUUCAGCAUACAAAGGGGAUUACUACUUAUAUUUCGAGACAUCAUCUGUUACUGACGGAUCUGCUGCAAGAUUGCUAUCACGGGACUUCAUUUUUGAAUCUUCUGGAUGUCUAAAGUUUCAUUACCACAUGUAUGGUUCUAAAAUGGGUGCCUUAAGCGUAUAUCAAGAAAGCAUACAAAUUUGGAGGAAAGCCGGAAAUCAAGGAAAUCAAUGGCAACUUGCCGAAAUUAGUCUGCAAGCUAAUAACUUUAGUAGCUCAAAGAUAUCGUUUGAAGCAGUCCGUGGUACAGGUUACAGAAGUGAUAUUGCCAUUGAUGACGUUCAAGUACUUCUAUCGGGCUGUUGAAAUUUUUCAAUUCAUCUGGAUAUUGUUAUUGAUUGGACUAUAUUCCUUAUGGGUCGUCAAUCAACAGUUGUUUUGCGAGAGGCUCAAUACAGCAAAUACUAUUUACUCUGUGUGACGUUUAGAAAAUACAACGAAUAUGGAAUGCAAGAUGAAAUAUACAUUAUAUCCCUUUUCAGAGUAUCGUAAAUUAAAAAAAAAACUCUCGGUCACCUUAAUCAAAACAUAGCCACAUACAUCAAUGUAUAGGUUAUCUAUUUUCAUGUUGUGAUUUAUGAGAUCAUUUAUUCCAAAAACUUGUCCUUGAUAUGCAACAAUGAAAGGCCUAUUUAAUUUUGUUUGUGUCAAGGUGACUUCGUACAUUGUAGAUAACUCAUAGUUUGGUAAUGUUAUUUGUAUUAUAUUUCAAAAUUUGUUUGAAUAGCCGUCUGUUAUUUUCUUUAUUUCAAUGCAUUGACAAAGAUUUGAUAAGUAUUAUCUCUUUUAUUCUGUAUGCAUUAUACUGGUUCUGA